Molecule: messenger RNA, 2122 nt
Organism: Closterium sp. Yama58-4
Lineage: Eukaryota; Viridiplantae; Streptophyta; Zygnematophyceae; Desmidiales; Closteriaceae
Source: the annotation of a GenBank genome assembly
AUGGGCGACAGCGUGGCGUGCGGCGGAAAGAGCGUCAGCGGCUGCCACGUGGCUGACCACGUGGUUUUCCGUAGAAUCGACUCUCAGCACAGUGAUGCGCCUUCGUUUCUCCGACUCCCACCAUUGGCCGAACGGAUCGCGACCGCUCCGAAUUUUGGCCCGCGGCAUUCGGGAGAACCGCGUCCGCACCGCGCAUCGACGUGGUCUUCUAAUGCGGCCCACUCGAGGAAUGAAACCGACGGCGGAGAUGCGGGGCAUGGUUGGCACUUGCUAAUCAACGGCGACAGUGAGGCCAAACUGUCGCCAGGUGCGGGAGGCUGCGACAAACCGUUCGUCGUCGCUGCGGACUGUGCGAUCUCAACGACGCCCGCCGCAGCUGUCCCUCAUCUCUCGGCGAGCGACGCUGGCGACACGACACCACGCACCGCGACUUACGGAAACUCCGGGUCGUGCCGCCCGCCUGACACGUGGCACGAUAAGCACCUGCUGUGGUCUCCCUUCGGCGACUCCUUGCUCAUGCCGGGCGCUUCGCCGAGCCUGUCGCCGAGACUGUCGCCGAGACUAUCGCCGAGACUGUCGCCGAGACUGUCGCCGAGUCUGUCGCCAAGACUGUCGCUGGCGGCGUUGGAUAGCGUCGUUUUGGGGGACGAGCUGUGGCGGAGCAUCGAGCGACUCGACGGGCGCAGCGACGACGAAGAGGGAUGCAACGACGAGCGGCGCGGCGCGCAGGAGGGGUGCGGCGCGGAGGAGGGGUGCGACUCCGGCAAUGACGGCGCGACGCCGUGGGACGACGUGGUGAAAGACCUCUUCCCUGAGCUGCAUGCCGCCCAUGAUGCCGCCCAAGAUGCCGCCCAUGAUGCCGCCCAUGACGCCGCCGCGCCUCCGCCUUCGCCGCCGCCGGCCACGUCGGAUAUGGUGUUGCAGGAUUUGGCUAUUCCGUCUCCCCCUGCUCCCCCCUCCCCUCUCUCCGCCUCCCCCUCCCUCUUCGGCUCUCUCCCCGCCGCUAGCAUCGCGCCGCCCCCCUCCGCCUGCGCGCGAGCAGAUUCCCCGCCUCCGGAUGCCGCGCAGCGGCCUCUCGCCGACAGCGAGCCCAUCGGCGACGCGACGAGGCUGGCGCGCGGGGCGUCGCAUACCGCGGGAGCAGCUCCGCCGCUCCUCCACGCGCGGGCGGCUGACGGCCACGACCGCCGCGCUUGCGCACUGCUCGCGCUGCCUUCUGCGGCUGCGCACAUCCCGCCUCCGCCAGGCGCGCAGAAACGGCGGGCGGACGUGCUGGGAAAGGGCGAGGGCGUGCGGACUGGUCUCGUUGAGACGCCGUCUGCCUCGAGACGCAGCGGGGGCGCAAGCGCCACCAGCGCUGGCGGUGGUGCUGAUUGGCAGGGUCCCGUGCACACAGGAGGCGGGAGUGUGAGGCCUGGCCCGCCCUCGCCCCUCCUUCUCCCACCCCUCGCUCUUCCGCACUCCUCUCCCCCUGUCCUCACAACCCCUUCCCCCACCUUUUCAGCGCUCACGCUCCCUUCCCCCCUCGCGCUCCCUACGCCAUCCACGCCCUUCCUGCCUGACCGCGCGCUCCCUACCGCCACUGCACCUCCCCGUCAACCCUCACCCGCGCACCCUCCCGCCAACCCCUCACGCGCACGCAGCCCUGCUACCGCCGCGGGCCACCCCCGGCGCAGUCAAGGAACGGCUGAGAGGCCAGCCUGCGGAGCUUUGGUGGGGACAGCUGUGGGGGGAGGAGCAGCCAUGGGAGGAGGAACAGCAAUGGCAGGGAGAGCAGCAGUGGGCAUCAGGAAAAUCGUGGGCGCACACACAGAGGCGCUGGGAUUGCGAGGAAGCGUGGCUGCCAGGCGCAGGAGAGCCAACAUCAGCAACAGAAUGGGCGUGCUCAAGUCGCUGGUGCCGGGCAGUGCACGGCUGGACACGGCAUCACUGCUGGAGCGAGCAGCAGCCUACAUCUCCUUCCUACACGCACACUCCUUCGCUGCGGGCGCCGGGCACGCUGAGACUCUGCAGGCGCGCUUCACUGACGGGCUGGGUUGGGCGGAUGAUGCGGUGGAGUGCGGUGGAAGUGAUGCCUGUGGUGAUGCUGCUGCUACUGCUGAUGCUGCUGUUGCUGUUGCUG